Messenger RNA from Zootermopsis nevadensis, 393 nucleotides. The record is from RefSeq and is a predicted model, not a curated record. Lineage: Eukaryota; Metazoa; Arthropoda; Insecta; Blattodea; Termopsidae.
AUUUCGCUUAUCUUCAGCAGGUAUGGCACUGGAGCUAUUCCUGUAUACAACUACGUGUCUUCUUGUGAGAAUCCGAUAACCUGGAGCGACUUUAUUAACAAGAACAUUAAGCACAGCUGGGAGGUACCAUUUGAUAAAGCAGUGUGGAUGGUUAAUAUCAACUUGAUACAUGAGCACGCCUUGUACAAAUUGUAUGCAUUGCUGAUUCACCUUCUUCCAGCACUAGUGGGAGACAUUGCACUGAUUGCCUUACGAAAAAAGCCUACGUUGUUGUCGAUUUGCAGGAAGAUAAACAAGCUUUCAGAUGCCACUUCAUACUUCAGCAAUCGACAGUGGACGUUUUCUAACCAGAAAAUUAUUCAUAUGUGGAAAAAUCUCAGUGAAGACGACCGA